GAUGCGUUUGAAUUUAUAUUGUUGCAAAAUCUGCAACAGAUGCAUAAAACGUUAUUAAAGUCAAAUAAAGUGCCAGAAUAUUUCACCUGUCUCGCCACCUUCCCCAAAUCGCAAGAGCAAACCUAACGGAGAAAUGAAAGUUGCAGAGCAGUGAAGAAAUUGCCUUCACCUCAAGUGGGGAAAGCAGAAGGCCCCUUGUCCUUGCACCCUGCAUUCAUUAGAAGGUAAGAGGUGAGAGGAUGAAAUGAUAACAUAUUUGGUGUUCAUAUCUGCAAAAGAUUUUAACAUUUGGUCCUUAUUCUCAAACUCUGAAGAAGUUUAUUACUCUCGACUUAAUUUAACAUUCAAUUACACGUGAAUGGAGACUUUACACUGAACCGAACGAUUCGAACAUGCAUCACCUUUUAAGUGUGGUGCUAGGUCAAAGGGAUUUGUCUCGAGCAGGAGAUCUCUUCUCCUUGGAGGAUACUGAAAUUGAAGAUUGUCUGUCAGAAGCUCUUGAGCAAAUAAAAGAAAUAUCUUCCUCACCGGACUAUCUGAUGAAUGACAAUGAUCAGGCAGUGGUAGAAAUCUGCAUUACUCGAAUCACCACUGCCAUUAGGAAGACAAAAUCUAUUGAGAACCAUGGAAAGGCUCUAGUGACAUUGUGGGAAUCGUGCUUAGAGCAUAAUUUGAAACCAGUCAGUAAAGAUGAAGACACUCCACAUGCUAAAAUUGUUUCUGAUGUUAUGAGUUGCAUCUUUCAAAACUACAGUAAUCCAACUGUAAUGGCUCUUGCCGUUCCUGUAGCAGUAAAAUUCCUGGAAAUGGGCAACAAAGAACUCUCCCGGAACAUGUCUAAUUACCUAUCACUUGCAGCUAUUGGCAAACCAGAAAUCCUUGCAAAACACACAGAAACGAUUGUGAACAGUGUACUUCAAGGGAAUUCUGUGUUGCUGCGGGUUUUACCUUCAGUCUAUGAGAAGCAGCCUGAACCUAUUAACUGCCACAUAACAGAGCUGGUUCAACUGAUACCACAACUGGAGCCUCCUGAACAGCAGCAUCUUCUCCGCCUUUUGCAAAUGAUAACAAAGCAAUGUCCUCAGGUAUUAAAUGAAUCCAUUUCAUCUCUGAUUAUCCAACUGAAAGAACCCAGCCAUAGUGACCUUAUCCUCAACAUGUUGGUGGAUCUGGUAACUUCCAAUCAAUGUGCCCUGGAUAAUUCCAUUGAAGAUCUGAAAGAAAUUGCUGAGAGUUACCCAACUCUAUUAGGACAAAUCGCCAAAGUUUUUGGAGUCAUAGGCUGUAUUAAUGAGGAAAAGGCAAGAAGCUGCCUGGUUUAUCUGGUGACUCAACUAGCAAAUAUGGAGCAUUGUUAUCACCAUAUCCUGCUACUAGAGAUUAAAACCAUCACUGACACAUUUGGCAACAUUCUAGGAGCUCAGAGUAAAGACAUUUACUGCAUGAGUAACAGCUUCACAGCAAUUGCCAAACUUCUUGUCAAACAUCUAGAGAAAGACAUUACUGCAACCAGAAGAAUAGUGACUAAUAGAGCAGGAGAACCUGUUGCAGAUUCCCAAAGUGAAGAGGGUCUGAUCAAUGAAAAUUCAGGAGUUCAGACACUCCAGAUGAAGCGACGGGCUUUUGAGAAAAAGAUGACGAAUGAAAACAGUGCUUCAAGUCGUAUACGUCGGUACAGCCUGGGCCAGGGGUCAAGGGAAGAAUGGAAAGCAAUGCGAUUUAACAGGUCCAAAAGUCUCGCUCUUCAUGCAAUGCACACAAAGUCAUCAAGUUCUGAAUAUGAUGAGGGAGAAAAUGGAGACAUUAAAACAGCCAUCACAUUUUCAGACAGAUCACUCAGUGAAGGCAGUGUCAAACAGCUUUUGUGUCAAGAACUUGAUGAACAUAAACACCAGUUGCAUUCUCUGUCUCACUGCAAUAUUGCCUCAAAAGAAUCAAGAAGUUCCUGUGGUACUGUUAAGGACAAUAAUAAACGAGGUAGUGCAGAAAACCUGGCGCAUCACUUGGAAGCACAGGAUCAACUCUAUCUGUAUCUCAAAGGAAAUAUCAAUGAUGUAAAGACAUUUUUUUCUGAAAUGGUGAGGAGAAUCCCUGUCCCAGAUGAGUGUAUUAUUGAAGAUUCCAUUAGUGGAUGUGUAGCAAAGCUACUCUUCAGCUGUCCACAGAAAGGAUUUUACUGCCUGUAUAGCAAAUCCAACUUCAUCCUCAGCACUGAUCAGCCUCAACUUUGGAUCUACAUCAUGUUCCUUUCCCAACAGAGCUAUUCUGCAAAUCCUUUAUCCACCCAGGAUGCACCAGUACAAGUUCUUAAAGCACUAUGGGAAAAGGUACAGCUGAAAGGAACACACAGCUUUGAAACGGCAAUGAUCCAGACAAUUCAUUAUAAGAAGGAUCUGGACAGUCUGCAGAUGCACCUCGCAGAAGUGAGAUUUUUUGAUCUGUUUGGUUACAGUGAGGACGUAGGAAUGUGGCGGUGCUUCAUGUGUAAUAAUCCUGAGAAGGCAACAGUUGUAAAUCAGGAUGGUCAACCAAUCAUUGAAGGCAAGCUCAAGGAAAAGCAAGUGAGGUGGAAAUUCAUAAAGAGAUGGAAGACCCGUUAUUUCACAUUGGCUGGGAAUCAGCUCCUCUUUCGCAAAGGAAAAUCAAAAGAUGAUCCAGAUGAUUGUCCAAUUGAAUUGAGCAAAAUACAAAGUGUAAAGGUCAUCACUAAAAAGCGAAGAGACCGCAGUCUUCCUCGGGCCUUUGAAAUCUUCACAGAUAACAAAACAUACAUCUUCAAAGCAAAGGAUGAGAAGAAUGCAGAGGAGUGGUUGCAGUGUAUCAAUGUCGCAGUAGCCCAGGCAAAAGAAAGGGAGAACAGAGAGGCAACAACUUACCUAUGAAUAAGUGUGAGAGUACUUGUUUAAAUAGAUGGCAAAAAUAAUGAUCAGGAUGAAUCACUACGUAGAUCUUGCAGAUCUAGAUUGCAAUUCAUUGAGGGUGAAUCACUAGGGUGUCUAAAUCUUAAAAUGAGAGGUAGCAAUAUUAAUAUUUGGGCGGGGGGGACACUGCAGUUUAUUAUCAAGUAGCAAGAUAACAAAUGUUUGGCAACAUGGGAUCUGUUCAAUCUAAAAAGGUCAAAUCAGCAUUAACAUAUGA
This is a messenger RNA of Pristis pectinata (smalltooth sawfish), 3138 nucleotides long. RefSeq names its product ventricular zone expressed PH domain-containing 1 (gene veph1). Lineage: Eukaryota; Metazoa; Chordata; Chondrichthyes; Rhinopristiformes; Pristidae. Gene Ontology annotation, molecular function: phosphatidylinositol-5-phosphate binding. The transcript is spliced from 15 exons. The coding region runs from base 393 to 2882 and encodes 829 amino acids. Gene Ontology annotation, cellular component: plasma membrane. Gene Ontology annotation, biological process: regulation of signal transduction. The record is from RefSeq and is a predicted model, not a curated record.